Phialemonium atrogriseum is the source of this 2436-nucleotide messenger RNA. RefSeq names its product heterokaryon incompatibility protein-domain-containing protein. The coding region runs from base 146 to 2281 and encodes 711 amino acids. The record is from RefSeq and is a predicted model, not a curated record. Lineage: Eukaryota; Fungi; Ascomycota; Sordariomycetes; Cephalothecales; Cephalothecaceae. The transcript has 2 exons.
CUGCGCCUUUUUUUUCUCGUUAACCAGAGCCACCCAACUGAUCGACAGAACGCCUAGCCACAGUCAAACUCAGAUAUCAACCCCCACAGUCCUGUUGCUCCUCAGGGCCUGGUAGCUCCGGCUCGUCAAACAUCAACAAUAGACCAUGCCAGGAGGAAUCAGACAGAAUCGGCGCCAGCCGGCUGAUUCACAAAGUCCUCGCAGCAAACGGUCGAAGAUGCCAGAAACAGAACGCAUUGAAGCGGAUACCCUUUGCGAAAGAUGCCGCGGCAUCCACACGGAGGCUGGCCAUAUUCAUGUCAAGGCAGAUCUGGGUGUCCAACUCGCCAUCGUCGACGAUAACUCCGACCAGCUUCUCGGCUCAGCCUGCAUGUUCUGCCGCCUCCUGGGAUCCAUCAAGGACCAAAGCUUGGACGGUCAUGAAUGCCGGCUUUACGCCUAUUCGGCCAAUGCUAUCUACGCCCGCAUUCGUACCCCUACACUCAAGAAACACGAUAUAGCGUCAUCGGUUCUCCUCGGAAUUGUAGCGUCUACCGCUCGAUCAACGACUCUAGAAGCAAGUGAUUUCAUUGGUGUUGUCGAUCCGCAACGUGAAGGACAGAGCACAAGCAUCGGCCCUCGACGGAUUCGAACAGACAGGAUUGAUUACGCCAUGAUCAAAUCCUGGAUAUCCUUUUGCGAAAGCAAACACAAACGUCUAUGCAACCCUUCGAUCACCGAGAUUGUGGAGAAACUGAGAGUAAUCGAUGUCGAUACGCUAGAUGUCAUAGACGCGCCAGAGAACUGCGAGUAUGUGGCGCUUUCGUAUGUUUGGGGAGCACACGCCGCUCCGCCAGGCAGAUUUCCCAAGGUUGUGGAGGACAGCUUCGUAGUCACGAAGAAGUUGGGAUACAAGUAUGUCUGGGUCGACAACUAUUGUAUUGAUCAAAACAAUGUCACCGACAAACACGAUCAAAUCAAAGCCAUGAACCUCGUCUAUGGCAAUGCGAAAUUAACUCUGAUCGCUGCCGCCGGCGAAGGCUCUGACCACGGUCUGCCAGGCGUGGGAACCCGGGAGAGAGUUGGGCAGAAUUCUCUCUCCAUCGACGACCAUCUCUACAUCCAGACCUUCCCCCAUGCGUCUUGGGCUUUAGAUACUAGCCGAUGGGCAACGCGAGGCUGGACUUUACAAGAGGCUAUGUUGUCCAACCGGAGACUCGUCUUUACAGAUUACCAAGUCGCCUUUCAGUGCAACGGCAUGCACUGCUCUGAGGCGGUACACUGGCCCUACGAGCUGAUGCACGCGAAGUCUUCCCGCCGGUUGCCCGAAAAUGUUCCUCGGCCCCCCUUCGGCCGCCUGACGCUGGACCAGAAGUACUACGACGUGGACCGGCCCUACUUCCAUCUCUUGAGCAUUCUCGAAGAGUACAGCAACCGCACGUUGUCUUACUCCUCCGACUCUCUGAACGCGUUUCUAGGCAUUCUGUCCAGCUUUGCAAGUCGCAAGAAUCCGAUCUACCAUGUCUGGGGCGUGCCCCUAGUCUUCCAGCACAACAGGUGGGACCUGAAGCUCAAUUGGCGUCACAGGCAGCCGUGCAAUCGGCAGACCCAGUUCCCCAGCUGGUCCUGGGCGGGAUGGUCCGGGCCGGUGACGAGGGGAAAGCAACUUUUCAUGGGGGCCGGGAAUCUCUUCCUCAUCAGCCUAGAGAAGGACAGCCGAGGCGAGGAAGCCGAGAUUAUAGAUCUGCAGGACUUCGGUAAAGAACACGGCAAAUACCAUAUGUAUGCGUCUGGAUCACUUUUCCUCCGGCUGAGGAUAUGGGCCGUCGACCUAGAGUUCACACAUGUCUCCUGGUCGGGUGUUAGUGAGGCAGCGAGACAAGCAUAUUACGACGAAAGGAACUUGGGCGAACGCUCGCAAAAGGAUGCCUUCAAAGAGGGACUAUACGCCAAACUCCCGCGACGAGGGUAUACCGAGCUCGCGUACUUUUACAUCGACGACAAAGAUUUCGAUGCCGAUUCCCUGCAGGAGAAAUCGCUACCAGCGAUGAUGUUCGAUGAUAAUCCUUACAACGCCGACGCGACCUUCAUCAUACUUAUUCACCGUGGAGAGGACCGCUACGAGAGGUUGGGGUAUGUUUUGUUCAGGCCAGCUUCGCCGGAGCCGACGGCCGACACGGCGUUCCGCUCGGACAGUGGAAGAUUAAGCAAGGUCAGGCCGGACAUAGCACCUAGUGUGGGCGAGCAUGAACAGCUGCUGUGGAAAGAACAUAAAAUAGCAAUGGACAUCCGGCUAAGCUAGAGGACAUCGCUCCCAGAGAAGAAGUUGGGGCCCAUUGCUGGCAGCCUCUGCACAAUAGACUUAACGGCAGGAUAUUGCUAGACGUAGAUAGGCAGUUAGUAAAAAGUGUAGGUAUUUAGUAUUAUUGUGCUUCAAGGGGUAAGAAAAUAAACGAC